This is a messenger RNA of Panicum hallii, 1411 nucleotides long. RefSeq names its product bidirectional sugar transporter SWEET13-like. Gene Ontology annotation, cellular component: membrane. Gene Ontology annotation, biological process: carbohydrate transport. NCBI's taxonomy places the organism in Eukaryota, Viridiplantae, Streptophyta, Magnoliopsida, Poales, Poaceae. Gene Ontology annotation, molecular function: sugar transmembrane transporter activity. The coding region runs from base 224 to 1123 and encodes 299 amino acids. The transcript has 5 exons. The record is from RefSeq and is a predicted model, not a curated record.
CAGCCUGCCUAUCAUUGCAAGAGUUUCAGCCAACACAGAGAACUACUCCUCAGAACUCUCCCUUCCCUCUUGCAGGGGCCAGGGUUAGGAAGAGAAGUAGUUUCAAAGGCCAAACAAACAAGAAGCUCAUCGCCUCAAUUCCAGCAACUGUUCAUUCAGUUGUAUAGCUUGUGUUGGGAAGCUCUUGUAGCUAGAUUAUUUGUAGUUCCUCCCUUGUAUCACAAUGGCAGGCCUAUCUCUGCAACACCCCUGGGCAUUCGCCUUCGGCCUCCUAGGCAACAUCAUCUCCUUCAUGACCUUCCUGGCCCCAAUCCCGACAUUCUACCGCAUCUACAAGAGCAAGUCGACCGAGGGUUUCCAGUCGGUUCCCUACGUGGUGGCGCUGUUCAGCGCGAUGCUGUGGAUCUUCUACGCGCUGAUCAAGUCCAACGAGCUCCUCCUCAUCACCAUCAACGCAGCCGGCAUCGUUAUUGAGAGUAUCUACAUAGUCAUGUACUUCGUCUACGCAGACAAGAAAGCUAAGUGGUUCACUGCAAAGAUCAUGCUUGGCCUCAACGUCGGCUUCUUCGGGGCCAUCCUCCUCGUUACCCUGCUCCUCUUCAAGGGCGACAAGCGCAUUGUCACGCUGGGCUGGAUCUGCGUCGGCUUCUCCGUCAGCGUCUUCGUCGCGCCGCUCAGCAUCAUCAAGCGCGUGAUUCAGACGCGGAGCGUGGAGUACAUGCCCUUCUCCCUCUCGCUCUCGCUCACCCUCAGCGCCGUCGUCUGGUUCCUAUACGGCCUCCUCAUCAAGGACAAAUACGUCGCGCUUCCGAACGUUAUCGGGUUCACCUUCGGCGUGGUCCAGAUGGUCCUCUACGUGGUCUACAUGAACAAGACGCCGGUGGUCGCCGAGGGCAAGGACGCCGGCGGCAAGCUGGUGACGGCGGCCGCGGACGAGCACGUCCUCGUCAACAUCGCCAAGCUCAGCCCCGCCCUCCCGGAGAAGAGCUCCGAGGUGCACCCGGUGUUCGAGAUGGGGGCUCCCAGGCGCUGCGCCACCGAGGCGGCGAGGGCGGCGGCGCCGAACCGCGACGUGGUCGACGUCUUCGUCAGCCGCCACAGCCCCGCCGUCGGGGUGGCCUAGACGAUCGUACAACGCUUUAAUUACUUAAUAUUCGCACGACUUGGAGCUGGCUGGUCAUAAGCAGCGACGGCGAGUGGUUUAAGUAUACUAAUUACCAGUAAUUAACUGCUCAUGGAAGCUAGAGAGAGAUGAGAGCCAUGGAGAUGGGAAGAUUUAUAUAUAUAUACAUGUAUAUGGCGUGUCUGUGUGUUCGUCUGUCGUCCUGCUAUUAUUGUUGUGUUUAUUUUCAGAUCUAUUAUUCCUUUGUACUGUGACGCGGACCUAAUAAACUGUAUAAUCGAUAUCUCA